This is a messenger RNA of Exaiptasia diaphana, 1850 nucleotides long. Its product is annotated as volume-regulated anion channel subunit LRRC8E. The transcript is spliced from 3 exons. Lineage: Eukaryota; Metazoa; Cnidaria; Anthozoa; Actiniaria; Aiptasiidae. Bases 141 to 1418 code for a protein of 425 amino acids. The record is from RefSeq and is a predicted model, not a curated record.
AGGAAUUAUGGGUAGAGUGUUGUGAAAAGGGCUCUGGUGUGCGUCCAGCUGCCUCGAAAGGGCAUCGAAGGAAAGAUAAACCUUGAAAAAUAUGAAGAAAGUCGUAAAGAGAUUGGCGUUCUAAGCAUCGAAAGGGAAUCAUGAUUGUUGUGGGUAAUACACCUCAGCCAGAUGCUGCUUUUAAGAUUCUGACACCAUGGUGGGAUGUGCUUACAAGAUAUCUAACUGCUGGCAUAAUGACCAUUGCCYUAACAACUACAGCUCUACAAGCAACCAAAGACAACUUGGUUUGYUCACCAGCAGUGAAAUGCUCUCUAAAGCAAAGUUUUGUGACCUCAUCAGCUCCACACAAGGAURUAUGCGAUAAAAUAAAAUUCAGGCUCAAYAACCAGUCCAGCACAACAGUCAUUACAACAAUGGCAGAUUUUCGUCAGUACAACUUCUUGGAUGCCCUGUGUUUCCAUGAAGGCGUCGAACAGCAGUGGUAUCCUGUGUACUUCCCUUUYAUUCUAGUUGCYGAGGCMUUGGUCCUUUUGUUGAUUGACAAUUUCUGGAUAAUGUAUCCAAAAACAUCAUCAGCUCUGAACCAUUUUAUAACAUUGACAAUGGAGUGCUACAGCAGUGUUGGAACUCAUUUGGAUUUGUUYCAAGAGUUGUCRAAAGUGAAGAAAUCUUUGGAAGAAAAGGCAGAGGAAAAGCCACCCGACCAUGUAGAAGUUGAAAUCAAAAAUGGCGCUGAAUCCAUCUUGUUGAAGUCUGUAGAGACAGAGMAUGCUGAACCAGGAGCAGAAGAGAUAACAGAAGCGUCCUCUAAACCAGAUGAUGAAACAGCAGAGUUCCAUUUUGACAUAUCUGAUGCCAUGAAGGUCAAAACUCUGUUUGAAAAAGUGGGAGAGUUUAGUGAGCGCUAUGGCCACAACCACAAACUUCUCACCACUGUCUACAGAGUUCGUGCUGCUUUUCAAAUUUUAUUGUGUGCCUUUGUCUUGUUUUUUCAUCUUACCAACUUUGUCUUGUUAAAUGAUGUAAUGACGUGUAACCUCAGUAAGAAAGUGUUYGUAACAGAUUAUGAGUAUUUUAUGUGCGCUCGGUUCAUUGCUCCCUAUUAUCGUGCAGUUACUUUGAUUUUUGUGAGUGCAGCUCUAGUCUAUCUGAUAACUAUAGCUUAUGCUUUCAUUUGGUCUGUCCGYAACACCAAGAGAUGGGACGUGUUUGCUGACAUUACCAUUGCAAAYGACAAGGUUCACCUCGGGGGAGACCUUGCUUUUCUUUUCUCCCUUUUAGAGCAGUACAACAAGUUGUAUUGUGACAGGUUGGCUGUUUUCCUGUCUGAAGGGUUGAAGGAAAAAUUAGAUAGAAAGAUUGCAAAGGCAUUGCGCAAGGCUGCAUUGAAAAAGAAGGGUUCUGUAAAAAAGUAAUUGACUUAAUCAGCUAACACCUUGAUAUAAAUGUUUCUACCCAAUUCAAACCUCACAGGAGUAGAUUUGUUCUUUGGUAUUGUUAUUCUGCAGCUGAAUUCUAAGAGGAUUUGAAUUGUGUAGCAAUGGACAAAGCAAUGUGUUAGCCAAUUAGUUUCAAUGCUCCAUCUACAAAAGACAGGUAGUAGAAGUACUUAGCAGUGCACUUACACAUCACUUUGAAACAUUUAAAAUAAUGGAAUAUCCAAGGAGCAAAAGUARAAAGAAUUUUACAGAUUGUAAAUGAUAACUAUUUUCAAUUAUUUUUAUUUCAAUAUCAUUAGCAUAUUUAAAACUAAAGAAGGCAUGCAAAUCAAUGUUAUGUUUUAAAUGUAUAAUGACAUAUAAAAUGAGAAGUUGACUCAAUAAAACUACAUCCGGUCAAAGACUGGA